This is a messenger RNA of Heterostelium album PN500, 921 nucleotides long. Its product is annotated as PhzF family phenazine biosynthesis protein. Gene Ontology annotation, biological process: biosynthetic process. NCBI's taxonomy places the organism in Eukaryota, Evosea, Eumycetozoa, Acytosteliales, Acytosteliaceae. Gene Ontology annotation, molecular function: isomerase activity. Gene Ontology annotation, cellular component: cytoplasm. The coding region runs from base 1 to 921 and encodes 306 amino acids. The record is from RefSeq and is a predicted model, not a curated record. The transcript has 2 exons.
AUGUUAACAAUUUCAAAAGAUAGAAAAUUCAAGCAAGUUGAUGUAUUUACAAGUGUACCAUUGCAGGGUAAUCCUUUGGCUGUGAUAAUGGAAAGCGAUGGUUUGAGCCCUGAACAAAUGCAAAAGAUUGCAGGUUGGACAAAUCUUUCAGAGACUACCUUUAUUUUACCAGCAACAGAACCAAACGCAGACUAUCAAGUACGUAUUUUCACACCAGAGAAAGAGCUACCGUUUGCAGGUCAUCCAACACUGGGAACUGCACAUGCAUUGCUAGAGGAUGGAAUACAAACAAAGACACCAAAUCGCAUUGUUCAGCAAUGCGGUGUAGGAUUGGUGGAGAUUGCAAUCGCCGGAGAACCUUCUCAGGCUGAUCGAACACUAUCAUUCCGUUCUCCACCUGGAAAUGUCUCACAGAUCUACGACCAAUCGAAGCUUUCGGUAUUGACCGACGCCCUCGAUAUUAGCGCGACUAUCGACACUGCCCAUUUGCCGGCAUCCGUGGAUAUGGGUAUUCGUUGGCUUAUCAUUCGUCUCAAGAGUGCAUUGGAUGUACUUGCAUUCGUACCAAAGAACUUGGCAGCAUUGCUUAGUUUACCACAACAGUUCCAAGUCGAUGGAUUCUCUAUUUAUGGAGUGUAUGAAGAAAAUCAAUUGCCAGGAAUCAACUAUGAAAUCAGAGCGUUCUGUAUUGAGCACAACACCGUCGUUGAAGAUCCAGUCACAGGAAGCGCCAACGCUUGCCUAUCUCGUCUCCUCCAGGAACAAGGAUUCCCAGACAGAGGAAGAACAGCACAAUCCUAUCUUGUCAGACAGGGAACACUUCGUCAGAGAGAUGGAAGAAUUUUAGUUACCUACUUUGAAGGCCAACCUUGGAUCGGUGGACAAGCUACAACUUUAAUCAAAGGAACUAUAUCAAUUUAA